Messenger RNA from Opisthorchis viverrini, 228 nucleotides. RefSeq lists its product as hypothetical. NCBI's taxonomy places the organism in Eukaryota, Metazoa, Platyhelminthes, Trematoda, Opisthorchiida, Opisthorchiidae. Bases 1 to 228 code for a protein of 75 amino acids. The transcript has a single exon. The record is from RefSeq and is a predicted model, not a curated record.
AUGACCUUCGACACAGGAUUUGAAUGCUAUGACCGAGUUGGUCAUGAGGAUCCUGUGCUUAUAUGGGACACAGUCCCACAGUUCCACUCGGCCAUGCGGAUGCCUGUCGAGCGACCAGAUGCUGAUGGACACUUUGGUGACCAUCUGGUCGAAACGUCUGCUUAUGCAGUGGAAUGCUGUCUUUCUGAACAGUUCGCUUACACUUUAGAAGUGGCCACGGGUUUUUGA